Messenger RNA from Vitis vinifera (wine grape), 1813 nucleotides. RefSeq names its product UPF0481 protein At3g47200. The record is from RefSeq and is a predicted model, not a curated record. The coding region runs from base 214 to 1617 and encodes 467 amino acids. Lineage: Eukaryota; Viridiplantae; Streptophyta; Magnoliopsida; Vitales; Vitaceae. The transcript has 2 exons.
UGAAAGAAGAAACAAAAGGCAGAGUAUACUUCCCAAGAAAAAGGAAGCUUUCCAGUAUCUUUAUUGAUUGAGAGUAAUGACCAUUUGAAUCCAAAAUCUGACUGCAGGUGCUGAAUACCCUUCGUUGCAAAAGCUAGUGAUGAAGAAACAAAGAAACAAAGGUUUUAAGAUACACUCUUUCCACUACGCUGUGUUAUAAUAUCACAAGCGGCCAUGGAAUCGGCAGCAAAGAUUCAGAGAGAAGCAACAACCAUUUCAUUGCAGGGUAGCGCUUCUGGAGAAGCUGGAAAAGAAGACCAUGCUUCGGAUGAAAUGUUGAAGAAGUCAUCAAAAGAAGUGGCUACUUCUCUUCAAGGAAGGUUGGACAGGUUGACUCCCCUGUCGGCUACAUGCUGUAUAUAUAGAGUGCCACAGAAACUGCGGAAAGUAAAUAUGGAAGCCUACACGCCUAGAGUAGUCUCCAUCGGUCCCUUACAUCAUGGCGAAGAGCACUUGAUCGCCAUGGAAGAGCAUAAGCUGAGGUACCUCCAAAAUUUUCUUCAUAGAACCCGCAAAACCUUAGAGGAGUGUGUUGAAAUUAUAUCCAGGGAGGAGAAAACGGCCCGAGACUGUUACAUGGAGCCCAUAAACAUGAGCAGCAAAGAAUUUGUGGAGAUGAUUCUAGUGGAUGGUUGCUUCAUCAUUGAAGUGAUCUUGGGCUUUCAGAAUUGGAACGGUCGUACUGGCAAACCAGAUGAUCGGAUAUUCAACAAGCCAUGGUUGAUCUAUGAUGUGCGCCGCGACAUGACCUUACUAGAAAACCAGCUUCCAUUGUUUCUUCUCCUCACUCUCUACAGCCAGCUGGAAGUUCCACGACACCAAAAUCACUACGAUUCAUUCCUUCUCUUGUCUGUCAACUUCUUCAAAUUCUAUUCGCAAAUGCCAGAAGCCAAAAGUUGUGAAGAAAUAAUUAAAACUAUUGCAAAGAAGGUCUCUAGUACUCGUGAAGAAAUAAAGCACUUUGUUGAUUUGCUAAUAGUUUGUCAGCAACCUUCAUCCACCAGGCCACAAAACCGAUCAGACUUCAAAUUCAUGAUACCUUCCGCAACACAGCUCCAUGAGGCAGGGGUGAGGUUCGAAUUGGGCUCAAAAGAAGAACGCUUACUUGAUAUCGUCUAUAGAAGAAGUGAUGGUGUUCUGAAAAUCCCAAGGCUAAAGCUGGAUGACAAGUGUGAACCCUUGUUUCGAAACCUCAUUGCCUUUGAGCAGUGUCACUACCGAGAACGCCUCUACAUUACCGACUACAUAACCCUCAUGGAUCAACUUAUAAACACGACUAAAGACGUUGAUGUACUUGUUAACAAGGGAAUUAUUGAAAACUUGCUGGGCGACAACGUUGCGGUUACGAAUCUGUUUAACAAUCUACUCAUUAAUGCUACUACAGGGACUGAUUUCUAUCUUGCAGAUGUAACUGAAGGCCUAAGUGAAUACUGCGAUGUUCCAUGGAACAGGUGGAAGGCAGCAUUGAGACAUGACUAUUUCUGUUCACCAUGGAGAGGGGCGUCUACAAUUGCUGCAGUUAUACUCCUCCUACUCACUCUCAUACAAACCAUAUUUUCAGGCAAGCCUGUUAAGUAAUUACUUUUGCUGCUGAAUUAUCCAUCUGUGUAUAUAUAUGAAAUGUACGUUGUUACACAGAUGAAUGUGCUUUACUCCUAUUCAAUGUAUGAAUUAAACAGACCAAUAUUUGUGGACGUUGUUCCCAUGUAAUUCAUGUUUUUUGAAAUUGAAAGUUUGCUUUUGAUUCACUGAAUAAAUAAAGAGAUUUGUUAUA